AUGACAGCAGAUUCAUCGGCAUCGCGAGAGCUGCAAAUCUUGAAAUAUCUGGAAAGGCAUUCCCGAGGAGAGCUUUCUUCGAAUCAUUUGGUUCAACUUCUUGAUGCCUUCACCCACGAAGGCCCUAACGGAGUCCACCAAUGUCUUGUAUUUGAAUUAAUUGGCCCUUCAAUUGAUAAGGUCCUUGCAGACUACCAUGAGAGCCACGACAAGCUCUGCUCGGAAACCGUACUCCGAAUGUCUACGCAGCUUUUAAAAGCCGUCAAGUUCAUUCACAGUGCCGGCAUGUGCCAUGGAGACAUUAGUGGCCGAAACAUCGCAUUUAUCUGCACUAAUUUGUGGGAACAGACUGAGGAGCAGCUUUUUGAUGUUCUCGGACUCCCGGAAGUUGAGCCGCUGACCCGGGUUGACGGGACGCCUUUAGGAAAUGGAUUGCCGUCCCAGCUGGUCAAAGCAGCCCAAUGGGACGACUGGAUAGACGAGGACGACGAAGAUAUCAGACUAUUUGAUUUUGGAUAG
Molecule: messenger RNA, 519 nt
Organism: Penicillium angulare
Lineage: Eukaryota; Fungi; Ascomycota; Eurotiomycetes; Eurotiales; Aspergillaceae
Exons: 2
Coding region: 1-519 (172 amino acids)
Biological process (GO): protein phosphorylation
Molecular function (GO): protein kinase activity; ATP binding
Source: RefSeq, a predicted model, not a curated record